Messenger RNA from Acanthochromis polyacanthus (spiny chromis), 1014 nucleotides. RefSeq lists its product as uncharacterized. The record is from RefSeq and is a predicted model, not a curated record. The transcript is spliced from 3 exons. NCBI's taxonomy places the organism in Eukaryota, Metazoa, Chordata, Actinopteri, Pomacentridae. The coding region runs from base 1 to 1014 and encodes 337 amino acids.
AUGGGGGCCGAGGCGCCCUACCCGGCGAUUGGAACCUUUCAGGCCUCACUCUCAGGCCUAAGGUCCCUCAGGGUCGCCUGGGCCAACUGUGAUGGGCCCCAGGGUCUCUCUCAAGAUCCUGGGGGGUCCUCUGCUCCAGCCCUGCCCCAGGAGGGGUCCUCUGCUCCAGCCCUGCCCCAGGAGGGGUCCUCUGCUCCAGCCCUGCCCCAGGAGGGGCCCCCGGCUCCACCUCUGCCCCUGGAGGGGCCCCCGGCUCCACCUCUGCCCCUGGAGGGGCCCCCGGCUCCACCUCCGCCCCUGGUGGGGCCCCCGGCUCCAGCUCCAGCUCCGCCCCUGGAGGGGCCCAUGGCUCCAAUUUCGCUCCUGGAGGGGUCUCCGGCCCCAGUUCCAGUUCAGCCCCUGGAGGGGAAUCCUGUUCCGGAGCCAGUUUCACCCUUGGAGGGGUCCCCGGCCCCGGAUCCCGUUCUACCCUCGGAGGGGCCCUCGACCCCGGAUCAUGUUCUGCCCCUGGAGCGGCCUCCGGAUCCUGUUCUGCCCCCGGAGGGGUUCCGCCACCACCGGUCCCAGUCCGGCCAUCAGCACGGCCCCCGGAGGGUCCCCGUCGGGCCAGCUGCCGGUUCCCAGCCCGGCCCCCAGAAGGGUCCCCAUCGGGCCCGCCGCCGGUUCCCAGCCCGGCCUCCAGAGGGUCCCCGUCGGGCCUGCUGCCGGUUCCCAGACCGGCCUCCAGAAGGCCCCAACCGACUUAGCUGCCGGUUCCCAGCCCAGCCGCCGGAGGACCUCUGUCGGCCUGGCUAUCAGUUCCCGGUCCAGCCCCAGUCUGUCCAGCCCCCAGGCUGUCCUCCGGAGUGGUCCUUUCAGCCUGUCCAGCUCCAGCCUGUCCAGCCCCUGGACCGUCCUCCAACGUUGUCUCCCCCACCCGCCCUGUCCAAGCCCGCCUGUCCCUCGGGCCGACCCCCGGAGCGGUCCCCCCUGCCGGAUCCCUGCCAGUCCCUAAGUCACCCUGCCGCAGGAUAA